Sphaeramia orbicularis (orbiculate cardinalfish) is the source of this 1632-nucleotide messenger RNA. RefSeq names its product deoxynucleotidyltransferase, terminal (gene dntt). Gene Ontology annotation, molecular function: DNA-directed DNA polymerase activity; DNA nucleotidylexotransferase activity; DNA binding. NCBI's taxonomy places the organism in Eukaryota, Metazoa, Chordata, Actinopteri, Kurtiformes, Apogonidae. Gene Ontology annotation, biological process: double-strand break repair via nonhomologous end joining. Gene Ontology annotation, cellular component: nucleus. The record is from RefSeq and is a predicted model, not a curated record.
AUGUUCCGGAGUAUUUUGCCUCGUGCCAGGAAAAGGUCGAAACCAGCGGAAGCCGGCGUUCCCAGGCAUGAAGAGGUGAAGUUUGAGGAUAUCAGGCUGUACCUGGUGGAGAGGAAAAUGGGCAGCAGCAGGAGAGGUUUUCUGACCCAGCUGGCCAGGUCAAAAGGCUUUAUCGUGGAAGACAUUCUCAGCAAUGACGUCACCCACGUGGUAUCGGAGGACAACCAGCCUUCACCUCUGUGGACGUGGUUAAGGGGGCGUGGCUUGAAGGAUCUUCCCAGAAUGCACGUUGUGGACAUCAGCUGGUUUACAGAAAGCAUGAGAGCGUCUAGACCUGUUGCUGUGGAGACCAGGCAUCGAAUUCAGGACACCUUUCCGACGGCGGCCACUCAUGUGGUCACGGUGUCUCAAUACGCCUGCCAGAGACGGACAACGACAGAAAACAAAAACAAAAUUUUCACAGAUGCCUUUGAGGUGCUGGUGGACAACUACGAUUUCAAUGAGGUCACAGGUCCGAGCCUGGCCUUCAGCCGAGCGGCGUCCGUCCUGAAGAGUCUACCCUGGACGGUGCAGAGUCUGGACACCACCCACAACCUGCCCUGCCUCGGGGAACACACCAAAGCAGUCAUGGAGGAGAUCCUUCGGUAUGGCCGCUCAUUUGAAGUCGAGAAAAUACUGGCGGAUGAAAGGUAUCAAACGCUAAAGCUGUUCACAAGUGUGUUUGGGGUCGGACCUAAGACGGCGGAGAAGUGGUACCGCAGAGGGCUACGCUCAUUCAGCCACGUUCUGACAGAUCCCAGCAUUCAUCUAAACCGGAUGCAGCGAAGUGGUUUUCUGCAUUAUGGAGACAUCUCCAGGGCUGUCAGUAAAGCUGAGGCCCGAGCCCUGGGGAACAUUAUUGACGAAGCUGCCCAUGCGAUCACACCCGACGCCGUUCUAGCACUGACAGGUGGCUUUCGCAGGGGGAAGGAGUUCGGGCAUGAUGUAGACUUUAUUGUGACCACACCUGAACUGGGGAAGGAGGAGAGUCUAUUACCCAUCAUUAUUGACAGACUGAAACAGCAAGGCAUUCUGCUCUUCUCAGACUACCACCCCUCCACCUUCGAUGCAACCAGACCCCCCAGUCGUAGCUUUGAGGCCAUGGACCACUUUGCAAAGUGUUUUCUGAUCCUGCGUUUGGACGGCGGCCAGGUGGAGGGAGGUCACAGCGCUGUGGAGGAUCGCAGAGGCUGGAGGGCGGUGCGAGUGGACCUGGUCUCACCGCCAUGGAUCGUUUCGCCUUUACCCUCGGGCUGGACGGGCUCCAGGCAAUUUGAGAGAGAUUUGAGGAGGUUGGCCCGACUGGAGAGGCGGAUGCUCCUGGACCACGCCCUGUUCGACAAAACCAAGAAAGAGUUCCUGGCAGCUGUGACCGAAAAGGACAUCUUUGCCCAUCUGGGUCUGGAGUACAUCGAGCCUUGGCAGAGAAAUGCGUAGGCCUACACUCCUCCCAGGCUGGAUGAUACCCUAUGCAUACAUCAGUGUUUAUCCCAUCUGCUUUCCUCUCUUCAUUUCUCCUGUGAUUCACUUUCUGACAGCUUUUGAUUUCCAUACACUUUUGUGCUGUUAUUGUUUUUGCGGCGUGGAUUACAU